Molecule: messenger RNA, 1112 nt
Organism: Dromiciops gliroides (monito del monte)
Lineage: Eukaryota; Metazoa; Chordata; Mammalia; Microbiotheria; Microbiotheriidae
Gene: LAMTOR2
Product: late endosomal/lysosomal adaptor, MAPK and MTOR activator 2
Biological process (GO): cellular response to amino acid stimulus; positive regulation of TOR signaling
Cellular component (GO): Ragulator complex
Molecular function (GO): molecular adaptor activity; guanyl-nucleotide exchange factor activity
Source: RefSeq, a predicted model, not a curated record
GUUUAAAACCCAUGGGCUGAGACUGAACCUAUAAACUACAGCCCCAAGAUGCCUCGCGGCUGUGAGGAAGAACUACAAUUUCCAGGGUGCCCCGCAACGGUGGAUGGAACGGCUCAUUCAUCUUGGAGACUACACACUCCCAGCGUGCCGCAGGGGAGCGGCCAGGCUACGGGAAGUGUAGGACAGAGCCCGGGCGGGGGGAAGACCCUAGGGAUCCGGGAGUGAGACCCGGUUGCCGGGAUUCGGAACCAUCGUCAUGCUUCGCCCCAAAGCCCUAACCCAGGUGCUAAGUCAAGCCAACACCGGAGGUGUUCAGAGCACACUCUUGCGGAAUAAUGAGGGCUCCCUGCUGGCCUACUCUGGUUAUGGGGACACCGAUGCUAGGGUCACUGCUGCCAUUGCUAGCAAUAUCUGGGCUGCCUACGACCGGAAUGGGAAACCAGCCUUUAAUGAAGACAAUCUCAAAUUCAUCCUAAUGGACUGCAUGAGGGCCGGGUGGCGAUCUACCCGAGUGGCAAACCUGUUGCUGUGUAUGUACGCCAAAGAGACUGUGGGCUUUGGAAUGCUGAAGGCCAAGGUGAUCCCUUAUCCCAUCUCCUUUUUAAAAAACCUCUCCUGUUUCUUGUCAUGCCAUCGCUGUUACCUUUUCUCCUCUGGAACCCCCACCCCCUUCAUGCCCUCGUCUUGGUAGUUCUGAGCUUUCUUCCCUAUUCCCAACCCUUCUUUAGAGUAAGUAGAAAUGAGAAGCUCAGACAUCUCAGUCCUGUUAACUGAGGAAAAGAGUAUAUGGGUGUAAAAGCGUAGGAUGAUGGGGAGGGAGGGCGUGGAACUGGGAAGUCUGGUGUCCCAGGCUGCCCUGCCCCCGACAGCUGUUGUUUUUGAACUUAAAUUCACCUAACCCUUUUACAGGCCAGGCCCUGUCCAGUACCUGGAGGAUCCCCUCACUCAAGUGGCAGCAUCCUAGCCAGUCGGGGCAUGAUGGGCGUUGAGAGUGGGGAUGAGGGUGGAAGGCUAACCUUUUGGCGGGGCAGGCCCCCCCCCCCCAAACCUUUCCUGAAGUCUGAAGGAAAGUUUUCCAAAAAAUCUCACUGAAAUAACUAUUUAACACCUGU